UGCCAGAGUUUUUGUUUUGGGAAAAUAAAAAAAUCCCCCGCUAAAUACUCUUAUACUUUCGUGCUUCAUCUAGCUAGUCUUCUCUCACUCUUCGACACACACGUACGCGUAUAGUCCGGCCAGGGGAAGCUCUCUGUUUAAUUUCUAGCUAUUCAAUCUCUGGAUCUCCUCCCUCGAACCCAUCGGCUGUUCCCCUUGGUUGCUGAAUGGGCUUGGGCUAUUCCAAUUCUGGAUACCUGACUUUGAUUGAUUAGGAUUGUCUUGAGUUAAACCACUGGCUUGGGUUGAACCUUUUGAUCAAGCCAUAAAGAGUAAAGAGCGAAAAUUUAUUUCAGGAGGAGAGGACAGUGGUGACUACAAGAGGGCAAAAUGUCUAAGUCUUGCAAAGGCCUAGCAAUGGAACUGGUGAAGUGCCUCAGUGAAUCUGAUUGUGUUAAGGUUGAGAAGCGAUCAUAUAGGGAAUGUGCCGGAAAGAAGAGCCCAUCAAUAUCAAGUGAGUGUGUGGGACUUAGGGAAACAUAUUUCAAUUGCAAGAGAGGCCAGGUUGACAUGAGAGCUAGGAUUCGUGGAAACAAGGGAUACUAAGUGGUGGGCAUGUUGUUUUCCAAAUUGCGAAAUCAAUUUGUAGGGUUUGAACAAAAAGCCUCCUGCACUUGGGCAUGCAAUGUCAGCAACUAUUGGAACCGUUGUAAUAUGGAUGUGGAAAGGGUAUCAGAUUCAACGAUAUUUCACUAUCUAAUAAAAAUACAUCAGGAGUGCCCGCUGGUUUUGCUCUAUAAACUUUCUUGUCCCUUUGAGCAGCUAUCCUAAAUUGUGGGAAUAUUCUAUGGUUUUUUUCUUUUAGUAUAACGUAUAAUGACUCCUUUUCUUUA
Messenger RNA from Alnus glutinosa, 872 nucleotides. Its product is annotated as mitochondrial protein pet191 homolog. The record is from RefSeq and is a predicted model, not a curated record. Bases 370 to 585 code for a protein of 71 amino acids. NCBI's taxonomy places the organism in Eukaryota, Viridiplantae, Streptophyta, Magnoliopsida, Fagales, Betulaceae. Gene Ontology annotation, cellular component: mitochondrion. The transcript is spliced from 4 exons. Gene Ontology annotation, biological process: mitochondrial respiratory chain complex IV assembly.